Darwinula stevensoni is the source of this 1359-nucleotide messenger RNA. NCBI's taxonomy places the organism in Eukaryota, Metazoa, Arthropoda, Ostracoda, Podocopida, Darwinulidae. The record is from the annotation of a GenBank genome assembly.
AUGAAUAACUUUGCAAAGUUGUGGAACAAUCGUGGUCAAAACUGCGAGGAAAUCCCAGUGAAAUCCAUCCCUGAACCAGGGAAGGCUCCCGAUCUGGAGGAGAUUCUUUCUAACAUUCUCGGAAAAAUGGAAGAGCUCGCAAAGGACAACACAGAGCUGAAGCGCAGCAACGCUCGACUGAAUGUUGAGAACGUCAACAUCAGAUCUCACCUGAACGUGAUGGAAGAAAGGGUCCAAUAUCUGGAAGCUGUCACUCGACAAAUCACACCUCCGACGUGUGGGAGCCUGGCUGACCUCGGAAUAACGCGGACAGGAACCUACCUUGUGGACCCAGACGGCGUGCUCCGAGGCGAUCCGCCCAUCCAAUAUGACUGCUUGUCCACGGCCCUUAAAGCCGGAGAAACACAAAAUGCCCGAUGGGUGGAUCGUCACGGUGACCCACAGUAUUACUGGGAUGGCGCACACGCUGAGAAGCACAUGUGCAGAUGCGGUCUUACUGACGAAUGCGUUGACCCUACUCUGCCCUGCAACUGCGAUGCGGAAGCCCCGCAAUGGGAAUCAGACUCGGGAGCCAUCACCAACAGAACAGCCCUCCCCAUCACCGAGCUACGGUUCGGAGGGCUUCGUUUGGAUUUCCAGCAGGCGAGACACACUCUGGGAGCUUUGGUAUGCAAAGGCCACAAUCCAUUGGACAGGCCCACACGAUCGUGCUCAUCUCUCCGCCAAGCCGGGCACACUCGAACGGGUUAUUACCUGAUCAACACCAGAGAAGGACGGUUAGAUGUCGCCCUCUGUCAAAUGGAUCUGGAUGAGACCGAUCCGAAGUUCCAGCUGGAGACAGGUGCCCGCAUCGCCGUGGAGAACGUCUAUUUCGAUGCCUAUCUCGUAAAUUACCAGACGAAUUCGGGUAGAAUCCGUUUCGAUGGGACCGAGGUCAACAUCGGCGACGCAAUGUCACCGAGCACAGGCAUUUUUACCGCUCCAACUCCUGGUAUUUAUGCGUUUCAUUUGCACUACUUCUCCGACAUCGAGACUCAGGUGAACCUGAGACAAAACGGAAUCGUCAAGGGACAAGCGUACGCCGAUGACGUCUACGGCUACGAUGACGGCCAGACGCCAGGCCAAUCCAUCCUCCUAACCCUAGACGCUGGCGACCAAGUCGACGCCUACUUGGACUUCGGAUCAGCGGGUUCGACUUCAGAUAGGAACGUUCAUUUCGUCGGGUAUUUGCUGUAUCCAUUGUAGAGCGAAGAAUGAAAUUUUGCUGAAGCCAUGGUUGCUAUCACUCGCGCUGACUCAUUUCCUUCAACUUCUUUUGGCAGGAACUGUGGGGAAGAGAAAUUCGAGAAAUUAAUAAAC